Molecule: messenger RNA, 900 nt
Organism: Fusarium tjaetaba
Lineage: Eukaryota; Fungi; Ascomycota; Sordariomycetes; Hypocreales; Nectriaceae
Exons: 5
Coding region: 1-900 (299 amino acids)
Source: RefSeq, a predicted model, not a curated record
AUGGACCAGCCUCCGACACCAUCUAGCGUCGAAACUGACGAUCCAUGGCCUGAGUUCUCCGACGCAGAAUUGGAGUCAUAUCAGAAAUCGAUCGAGAAUUCCAUCAUAUCCCCCGGUGGGCAGAUGACUGUUGAGAACCACAAACAAACUCUCACCGAUCUUUCUGCUGAGUAUUCUGAGACUGCUGUUCUAAUGCAUCUUCGUGAGGCCGCACAGAAGUCUCUCAAGCCUGGUCCGUCAUCCGAGCUAGAAUUGCAAUUCACCUGGGGCUUCCUCGAGCAUUUCCCCAAGCCGCCAAAGCAGCCCAAGUCCCUCCCCGACCCGACCGAGUUCCCUAGCAUGAAGGGGAGAAAACAGACUCACUCUGUUCGUUUUGCUGAGGACUCGGAUAUCGUCUCGGAUAGAGCUAUGACUAUUUUCCGGUCUAUUGAUGAUUUGCAGGAGAAGUUUCAGAAAGAAACCCCAUGCGAUACCACUGAAGCAAUUUCACCUAUCCUCCAGAACCUCAGACUCCUAAACCACGAGGUGAUAUGCGCAAAGGUUCUUCACGCGUCUCACAAGCUGGGUAAUUGGUCUGUCGGUCUCGAUAUAAACAUGCUCCAAGCCAGAGUCGGGAUCCUAGAAACUGAGAAGAGGCGUCAUCAACAUCUUGUCUCGAGCCUUGAGUCACGCUUGUCUGCGUUGGAGAUCAAGGUGAUGCGACUAGAGUCAAUGGCAGCUGAGAAUUUGAAAGAUGGGAAUGAGCUUUUGCGCAAGGCUCGGUUUGGGAGUGGGAGUCGGAUUAAAGCUGAGGUUGAGGAUCAACUUGAGAUUGAACCCGGGAUGUCCAUUGAGGCUUGGAUUAGCGCGAAUGAUCGCUGCUAUUUUGAGAAAGACAAGCUUGAGCGUCGCCUUGGUUGA